AUGACGGCGGAAGGAUCCAGCGAGCAAGUGGACCCUGCCUCCUCAUCUUGCCAGCGUAGACAGCCCAGAGAGGUACUUGUGGGCAGAAGGUUCUUAGCUCAUCUGCGCAGGUUCAGCUGUGAGUCCGGCGCCAUCUUAGCGGCUCAGAGGCGAGGAGAAGAUGUGGAGACUUCCAAGAAAUGGGCCGCUGGCCAGAACAAACAGCAUUCAAUCACCAAGAACACAGCCAAGCUAGACCGGGAGACCGAGGAGCUGCACCAUGACCGGGUGACCCUGGAGGUGGGCAAGGUGAUCCAGCAGGGCCGGCAGAGCAAGGGACUGACGCAGAAGGACCUGGCGACGAAAAUCAACGAAAAGCCACAAGUCAUCGCGGACUACGAGAGUGGACGGGCCAUCCCUAAUAACCAGGUUCUGGGCAAAAUUGAGAGAGCCAUCGGCCUCAAGCUCCGGGGGAAGGACAUUGGGAAGCCGAUCGAAAAGGGGCCAAGGGCGAAAUGAACACAGAGCCUCGAAACCGGUGCGUCUGGCCGACCUCGUCUGCCGGUCCCCUUGACCACCAGCGCAGGCCUCUUCACGUGGCCGAGCGGGUGCCGGGCUGUCAGCCCUGCCCGGGAACCCCUCCUCCCGAACCUGCUGUCACUCAAAAUCUUGCAAAGUGUUCGCUUCUCCUGAUUGUUUCGCCUCCCCAGCCCCAGUCCUCAGAUUGGGGUACAGAACGCUACUGUCCUCUCCCACAGUGUUGGCCCGGUUGUGGGUGCGGCUCCCCGGGGAACUGAGAGGGAGCCCCUCACGUGGGCGGGUGUAGGGUGGGGUGGCCUGAUCCAGCCCAGAAGGGGGAAGGUGCCUCUGGUCCGGCUGUUGGAGAAGCUAAUAAACGUUUGCUGCCCUU
This is a messenger RNA of Pteropus alecto (black flying fox), 889 nucleotides long. RefSeq names its product endothelial differentiation related factor 1 (gene EDF1). Bases 1 to 498 code for a protein of 165 amino acids. Gene Ontology annotation, cellular component: nucleus. Gene Ontology annotation, molecular function: DNA binding. The record is from RefSeq and is a predicted model, not a curated record. Lineage: Eukaryota; Metazoa; Chordata; Mammalia; Chiroptera; Pteropodidae. The transcript is spliced from 6 exons.